This is a messenger RNA of Carassius carassius (crucian carp), 1362 nucleotides long. RefSeq lists its product as uncharacterized. The record is from RefSeq and is a predicted model, not a curated record. NCBI's taxonomy places the organism in Eukaryota, Metazoa, Chordata, Actinopteri, Cypriniformes, Cyprinidae. The transcript is spliced from 6 exons. The coding region runs from base 89 to 355 and encodes 88 amino acids.
AGGUGCCAGAUAUCCAGGUGGUGGCCUGGGAGCUGGAGCUUUGAAACCUGGGAAAUCAGGGUAUGGAGGUUUAGGUGCAGCUGGAGGCAUGGGAGGUCUAGGAGGAGCAGGUGGAGGUCUAGGAGGAGGUGCUGGAAGCCCAGUAGGAACUGGCUUUGGCACGGGUACACUGGGUGGUCAAGGCUAUCAGCCAGGUUAUGGUGGCACUGGUGCAGGGGGACCUGGAAGUGCUCCACUUACACCUCAGCAAUCAAAAGCAGCCAAAUAUGCAGCUCUUCAAGGCUUUCUAGGUGCUGGAGGCUUCAGAGGGGGCGCAGGAUGCCAAGGCAAAUACUGCGGAAGAAGGAGGAAGUGAGAAACCAGCUGAUAAAAGUGACCUCAUAAACCAGUGGUGCUACUGCCUGAUCUCAAAUGCACUUUUUUACAGUUUAAAAGUGCCUCAUGUAAUAUGUGAGCGAUUUGGACUUACACUAAAGAAUUUUUCAGCCGUGUGAUUAGAUGUGAUGUGAACCAGGCACUCUUUGCACUGCCUAAACUCCCUUUACUUUACUUAUGUCACUAUACAGUUUCUACAAGUUUAAUAUGAUUGUUUGAUUUUUUUUUUUUUUUUACCGUUUUAUCAUUUAAUGUUAAAAUUCUGCAGUUCCAGCUGUGCAUCUCUUCUGGUUUUGCUGCAGUUGCUCACUUACACUUAGCUGUGUAUUUAGACACAUGCAAUCUAAGGACAUGUCGCUGCUAUUUGAGGCUGAACUGUGUCUGUGGGGGAACCGGCAUCAUUAGGCUUCAUGUUCUGGCCACCUAUCAUAAAGUAAAGAGAACCUGUUUUCUUUCUAGCUAUAUGCACUAUAUGCAUAUGAGUUCAUGAAUCCAUAUUUUGUUUUUUUUCCAGCAUCUUCGUUCAUUCAAAGCAUAGUCACAUGAAGGAGGCUUACCAAUUUUAGUCUUAUAAGAACAAAAUGCUUGUCGUAACUGCAGUAGACAGCAUCUAAGUACUGAGGAUUAUAAGCUGUCUUCAACGAUACCUCAGGAACUUGAAGCGGUUUCUUUUCUAGUAUCCUGACCUUAGUAAAACCUUGUUUUUGUUUGUUUGUUUUAACGUAACUCUUAUUAAAUUAAAAUGUUGGGUUUUUAAGGAUAUCUAUGCAUUUAGCCUAACUCGUUUUUUUUAAGCAUCAUGUGUUGUGAAUGUUGUAUCUGUGUUUGUAUAAGUGCAACUAUUCAAAUGUGACAUGAAAGUAUGAUAAAGGCAAUUCAUCUAGUGAAUCUUCUCGCAUUGUUUAUGUUUGUUUCUUCAUGUUUAUGCACUUGUUACUUGUGAAACUCCAACACAUUUUUGUAUGACCUUUAAUUUUUUUUGGGCCU